Trypanosoma theileri is the source of this 1137-nucleotide messenger RNA. RefSeq lists its product as uncharacterized. The annotation marks the transcript as partial. The record is from RefSeq and is a predicted model, not a curated record. The transcript has a single exon. Lineage: Eukaryota; Euglenozoa; Kinetoplastea; Trypanosomatida; Trypanosomatidae.
CCCAGUGGCCGUGGUGUAUCCCGUGGGGCUGUGGAGGUGUCGUGUGCGGCCGGCGGUGCGCUGCGUGUACGCCCCGCUGCUGAGAGCGAGUGGCUUACAUGCGGUGCGGGCAGCCGUGUGUCUGCAUGUGGGAAGUACGCAGACCUCUGCAGCCAGCGUACCACAAGAGCAAGAGGAGCAAGAACAACAACCAUUGCUACUACUACUACUGUUAAUGCUGGACAACCAAAGGCAGUGAUGGCGGCUUGGGGAAGUUGGGAUCCCGCUUUCGCUGAAUAUAGGUGGAAAGAGAAACAGAAAGAGAAAGAGGAAGAGAGGAAAAGAAAAGAAGCUGAAGCACAAGUGUUGACACAGACUGAGUUGGGAAGAAGAGAAGAUUUAAAUGGCCUCCGUGGUGAAGAAGGUGUUGAAUUAUCUGUCGUUGAUACUUCUCUAAUUAAAGAGAGUGAAACUGUAACCGACGUGAUACCUAAUAGUAAUACCCAUACACUCUCUACCCUGAAGAAAGAAUCACAAAAGCCGUUAGGUCCGGACAAUACAUCACUUGAUACAGAGAGUCUGGGUGACCGCACGAUGUCCCAAAAGUCUGAAAAAACAGAACCCGAUGACAUACAAGGUAACCGUGCAGGGAGUGUGUCGUCAUCUGGUGCUUCAUUGUCAGUGCAAGCAGAGGAACGUGAACAAUCAGCAGAGGCACCAGCUUCCACAACUGUAGGCACACCCUCUUCUGAAGUUGUUGAUUCCCAACAUAUCAAACCACAAUCUCCGUCUGAAAACGCCAAAGAUAACAGUAACACCAAUGAUGGCAAUUCUUCACAGAAUCCUUCUCCAGCAGAGGCGAGUACACUUACCACCCCUAAUCCCACACAGCAGUCUGCUGCAGCUCCAGGUACGACUUCCACAUCAGCCUCACAAGAGAAUGGCAACGCUGAUUCCACGGCCACCACCACCACUAACAGUGAAGCACCAACCACCACUUUGACUCCAUCUCCUGUACCCAACGCAGAUAUCAACAACAUCGCUUCCACGGUACAGAACAACAAAGCCAAUGUUGACAGCACUGCCAGUCCUGUGUGGAUGCGCACUGCAGCACCGCUUCUGAUUGUGGCUGUGUUGUUCUCCGUCACCAUGUACUGA